Anopheles coustani is the source of this 4766-nucleotide messenger RNA. Its product is annotated as death-associated protein kinase related-like. Bases 813 to 2996 code for a protein of 727 amino acids. Gene Ontology annotation, biological process: intracellular signal transduction; positive regulation of apoptotic process; protein phosphorylation. The record is from RefSeq and is a predicted model, not a curated record. Lineage: Eukaryota; Metazoa; Arthropoda; Insecta; Diptera; Culicidae. Gene Ontology annotation, molecular function: ATP binding; protein serine/threonine kinase activity. Gene Ontology annotation, cellular component: nucleus. The transcript is spliced from 5 exons.
UAGGCACAUUCCGCAGCAUUCGGGCGGACGUUGUGUGUUAGAAAGGCGACGGAGAGAGUGAGACCUGUGAUUUUUCAGAUACUUGCGCCUCGCGCCAACCCAAAUGCACAACGAAUAGUGCACAGGAUCGCGAUUCGAUAGUGGAUGCAGUUGAUUUGUCUCCAAAUUUCGUCGCUAGCUUUGGGCAGUCGUCAUUCUCGCUGUCACCAUAUUAAAACAACGGACCACCGAACCAGCGUCCCAGCGUUCCCAGUGGCAAAAGCAAAAGCACUCUGGUGGUGUGUUGUGUGAGCCCCAGCCUGGCCCGUCUGCCCGCCCGCCUGCCUGGCCGCGCCAGCGUUCGGUUUCGUGUCUGAGCAUGGACUCUUCUUAGCGCGGUCGUCGUAAAUUAUGGAUUCAAAUUCCUCGCUCGUGCGAAGUAAGUUGGGGACGACAGCCCUGUAGCACUUGACGUUCACAAACUUCAUCCGAGUGUCCACCUUGGCAAGGGCUUUGCUAAUCAUCCAAUCAACACCACGCGGGCGUUACGCGUUCAAUAGCAGCAGCAGCUUUCUAUCAACCACUGAAAUCAACCAGCAUUGUCAUCGUCGUGCUAAAAGUGUGUGCCCUGCGUUCUGUCGCUCGUUUGUGUGUGUGUGUGCGUAUGCUGUGAAUCAGCAUCGUUGUAGUCAUUCUGUGCCUACAAGGCACGUCUUUUCGGAAAGUGAUAGAUGUGAUUGUGGCGCGCUGGUGCAUCGCUCCAGGGAGGUGGUUGUGUUGUGGGCCAGGCGUCCACGUGUGCUUCGCAGGACUCGUCGCAGGAUCCGUCGACUAUGUCCCAGCUGCCCGAAGGUUUUUUCCACGUGGGUGAUGGAAGGUUGAGCGCGAGCGAGGAGUUGCUCCAGAGGCUUAAGACGUCAAAGGAAAUUAAGGAUGUCUACGAGGUAGAGGAGUCCUGGAUUGCCAAAGGAAUGUAUGGCAUCGUCCGGAGCGCGGUAUCAAAGCAAUCAGGAGUUAGCUACGCGGCCAAAUUCUUACGUCGGCGCAGGCGGGGCCAGUGCUGUCUAAAUGAAAUUAAUCAUGAAAUAGCGGUAUUGAUGUUGUGCGCAGAUUCGAAUCAUGUGGUGAAGCUACAGGCUGUGCACGAGACUCGGGCUGAAAUAGCGCUCAUCCUGGAGCUUGCUACUGGUGGCGAACUGCAAACACUCAUCGAUGACCAUGGUCAUCUGUCGGAGCAAAAAACACGCGUUUGCAUGCGCGAAAUUCUACGCGCCUUGCAGCACAUGCACAACAAGUCGAUCGCACACCUUGACCUGAAACCGCAGAACAUCCUGCUGGCUGGGAAGGACGUGGACGACGGUCUCAAACUGUGCGACUUCGGUAUCGCGCGGUUCAUCGGUGAUAAGAACAAGAUCUAUGAAAUCAUCGGUACGCCUGACUACGUCGCACCGGAGGUACUGCAUUACGAUCCGCUGUCCCUGCAGACGGACAUCUGGUCGAUCGGCGUAGUGGCCUACGUCCUGCUGACCGGUUUGUCGCCGUUCGGUGGCGAGAGCAAACAGGAAACGUUCCUGAACGUGACCAAGUGCUCGCUCACCUUCCCUGACGAUCUGUUCACGGGCAUUUCGAGCGAUGCGAUCGAUUUUAUCAAGAGCACACUACGAAUUAAACCGAGGGAGCGGUUGACGGUGGAUGAAUGCCUUGCGCAUCGUUGGCUGCACGAAGAUGCGGUCAACUUGAGUGAGGAAAUGUUAGCUGCUCAGCUCCUGCAUGCAGUUUCGUCGGAUCAAAAUGGAGCCCAGCAGGGGUGCUUGGCAGGCGCGGAGGAUGCAGAGAAGGGUCACAACGUUUCGAGUAACGAUUGCAACUCAAUAGGAUGCCAUAAACCAACAUCGCUGAAACUCGAUGAGAAGGUGUGCCAUGAAGGCACUCGGUUGCCGAAUUGUACAACGACCGAUGCAGUGGAGGAACAAUCGUCGGAACGAUGUCGAAGAGGCAGUAGUGAUGCCGAAGAGUACAAGUUGCGGAAGGGAAGUGUACUUGAGGAUGGCACCGAACAAGAGAUUAAGCCCACCGUUGAAGUUGUGUCGCUCGGUGGAAACACUUGCAAAGAGGGAAGCAGUGAGGUCAUGGUGGCCAGCGAUGAUAACAAGGAAAAUGUCAUGGUGGUGGGCAAUGGAAGCAGUAGCGCUUCCCCUAAUGGUACCACCUGCUCAUUAUUUCCCGACGCCCCAACCACUCCGAAAGUCAGUCGUAAAGCGAUGCCGACCGAACAGCUGAGCGAACAUCAUAGUCACCACCAUAGUGGGAGUGGGCACCAUUAUGCGCACCAUAUUCAUCACCAUCAUCACCAUCUGCAUCAUAUACAUUCGAGUACUAUAAACCAUUCGGCGAUCCUGCACCACCAUCAGCCCCAUACGCCAUCUAAUCUGAACGGAUACAGUAACCAGCAUAGUAACAGCAUUUACGUAGGCAUGUCUAGCAACCCCUCGCAAGUGAAUGGUAUCCUUAGCACCACCAUUGGUACGGGCAGUGCUGGCAGAAACAACAGCAGUAAUGGUUGUACUGGCAAUAGCUCAAUCGUUCGCCAUAAUGCGCCGUCCAGUGUGAAAAGCUUUCUGCAUAUGUUCCAGUCGCAUCAGCAGCAGCAGCAGCCAUCUGCCGUCAACGCCACAAUCGCCACAUCAUCGGCGAUAGCGUCUAUGAUAGCGUCGACGACAGCGCAUGGUGCCACCAACGCUAUUCAAGGCGAGAUCCAAUGUACAGCUAGCGCCACAGUAGUUAAAGCAUCCGUAUCCCAAAUUACCGAGCGACUCGAGCCGACAACCGAAACUACCCGUAGUGCAUCCGGUGAAAUGUCGGCUCCAAGCUGUCGAACGACGGUCACGGCCGCAGCGUUGUGCGGCUUGAAAUGCAACGAAACCACCACCGUUGGAAGUAUGGCUGGAACUGGCAGCCUUACGUCGGCGGGCCGCAAGACGCUGCAGCAGUGCGACAAGGAUGUCAUCAUCUGCUGAGAACCAAGGGCGGCCGGAAGGCCAUCACUGUUAUCUAUUUAGCCCUCCUUCUCUCCUACCUAUUUUUCACGCAACCGUGCACCUUCGUUCGCGUACCGUGUGUCGCGUAGGCUGCGGGGAGAGGGAUGGACGAUCGUGUUCUAUGAGCACCUGAUGCAUACGUGCGUACGAAUUCGCCCCUAAUUUCCGCUAACGCUUAACGGGAUUUUCAAAUAGCCAACGGCUGGAUUGGAAACGGAUGGAGUGUAGUUUACUUAAAAAAUAGUUAUCAUUGAAACACGUACGGAGAAGAAGCCUUCGAUGUUGUUGCGCAUAAUAGCAGCGUGAGAAGUAUAGUUCAACUAACAGAUUAUUUUGGUUUUUGAGGCAUUAGCUAAACAUAUGGUAGUGAAAUGUGUUUUUUUGAUAAUUAUUUUCCUCCCUUAAGAUUUGUAUGUACUAUAUUAGGUAAUGUAACUGUUCAUUUGAUUUGAUACAAUCAAUCUAUUACUCUGUAGCUCAAUUAAUCUUCAAAUCGUCAUGCCCCAAAAGUGCUGUCAAACAUGUGCAUUUAAAAGAAAUGUUUUGCACCGAAAUCGUGAGUUACUUUAAAUGUUAUUAAUUAGUAGGAUGUCAAACUUUUUUGUCUCUCCAUAUGGAUUAGAGGUAUACUAUGCGGGAUUGCAAAAAAAAAGUUGAAUUCGAAUGUUCUGUUUAUACAAAAAUGCUGGUUAGAUUUGAUAUUCCAAGGGGAAAAAUAUUUAUUUUGUAUUUAAAAAAAAUCCAAUUUCAAUUUUCUUUUUUGUUGCGAAAAUAAAGAUCAUCGUGAAAGUAAUUGAUAACAAUAAUGAACUAGCAGCAUCAGAGUAUUCAGAUAAAAAUGUUGACAUCCUCCUAAUAAAUAAAAUUUACUCUCUAAAGGUUUCGAACCACGUUUGCCCUGGCGUAACUUUCGUUCAAGCUGACCCUGCAUUUAGCCUUAUCUCCCCUUUACUCCACGUACGCGGAAGGAGCCAGUCCUAGAUAGGUCUCUUCGUUAUGACAAUUUGGUUUUUUGUAUGAAUGGAUUUUAUUUGCAGUACAAGUUAAUUUUCUUGGCAGGCAGAGGUACAUGCGUACGUGAAUAAGAAAUAUCAGACCCAUACGUCGUUACAUGGCAACACAACAGUGGUGCAAGUAGCGCAUGGACAUGGUUUUGCUGACUUUUUUCGUUAAUAGAUUUUUAAUUCAAUUUCUUUCGUUUUAUGAUUGUAACUUAGCACUUUCACUUAUAAAAAUUGCUCGCGAAUGGGUGUAACGAAAAGAACCCGAAUGAUUGACAAUACAGUGAAAUAUUUUGUAUGAAUUAAUGAAUGAAUGUAUUGUAGUUGAACGAUACAACAUGACACACAAAAGUGCACCAUAUUGAUGGUAAGCUGGUUGUGCAGUUAUUUCUUUUGAAUUUACAAGUGUUAUAUUAUUGGCUUAUUAUUAAAAAGCACAAUAUUGUUUUUGCAACAAUUUCGGUUGUACUUCUUCGAGAAUGCCUUGAUGUGAUGAGCUCCAAUAAUUAAUUCUUGAUGUUUAACAUAUCGAUGCGCUUACCACAUCCACAAACCAUUUUUGCUCGAGGAAGAAGCUAACUUUUUUUUUAUUUCGCGCGGUUUUUUUCCCGUUACUGAAUGAUGCUUAGAGUGUCAGGUUCUUGGGUUGAUUGUUGUAAAGGAAUUGGAAAGCAUGAUUCAAUUUGCUAGACAUUGUAAUUACAAUAGAUUUUUAUUGAUAUCUUUAUGCAUAUUUGCUUAAACUAAC